Molecule: messenger RNA, 4126 nt
Organism: Labeo rohita (rohu)
Lineage: Eukaryota; Metazoa; Chordata; Actinopteri; Cypriniformes; Cyprinidae
Gene: canx
Product: calnexin
Exons: 14
Coding region: 76-1977 (633 amino acids)
Biological process (GO): protein folding
Cellular component (GO): endoplasmic reticulum; endoplasmic reticulum membrane
Molecular function (GO): calcium ion binding
Source: RefSeq, a predicted model, not a curated record
UCUCGAUUCAUCGUCCAUAACCACACGUGACGCGCUGGAGUCGCAGGCGGAGUGCUGCAUCAGUGAGCACGGACAAUGGAGCUGAAGAUGCGGUUAUGCGUGGCGCUGCUCUCUCUGAGUCUAUGUCUGGCCCUCAUGGGUCAUGUGAGGGCGCAGGAGGAGGCCGAUGACAUGGAGAUGGACGUGGAAGAUGCCAUUGAUGACAUGCAGGAGGAAGAUGUUGAGGAAGAGGAACAAAAAGCCCCCACAUCCCCAUCAGUGCCCACGGUGACAUAUAAAGCUCCAGAGCCGAUGGGAGAGCACUACUUUGCUGAGUCAUUUGAUAAAGGAACACUUCAUGGAUGGGUUUUAUCCCAGGCCAAGAAAGAUGACAUUGAUGAGGACAUUGCAAAGUAUGAUGGUAAAUGGGAGGUUGAGGAGAUGAAGGACACUAAACUCCCAGGUGAUAAAGGUCUGGUGCUGAAAUCUAAAGCUAAGCAUCACGCCAUCUCUGCUCUCCUUCUGCGACCUUUCACCUUUGACACUAAACCACUUAUCGUUCAGUAUGAGGUGAAUUUCCAGACUGGCAUUGACUGUGGCGGCGCCUAUGUCAAACUGCUGUCUCAAACCCCUGAUCUUGACUUGGAGGAGUUUGUGGAUAAGACUGCGUACACCAUCAUGUUUGGGCCUGAUAAAUGUGGUGAGGAUUACAAACUCCACUUCAUCUUUAGACACAAGAACCCCAAAACCGGCGAGUUCGAGGAGAAGCAUGCUAAGAAGCCCGACGCCGACCUCCGGACAUACUACACCGACAAGAAGACUCACCUCUACACACUGGGUAAACACACACACGCAUCGCAUCCUCCUUUCACAAGCACCACCUACAGUCAGAAAGUGGACAGAAUUUUUGUGGUCGUCUUAUGUGUGUCAAUGUGUUCUCCUGCAGUGUUGAACCCUGAUAACAGCUUUGAGAUCCUGGUCGACCAGACAGUGGUGAACAGUGGGAAUCUCUUGAACGAUAUGACUCCCCCUGUCAACCCCCCAGCUGAGAUCGAGGAUCCCGAUGAUCACAAACCAGAGGACUGGGAUGAGAGACCCAAGAUCCAGGACCCAGAUGCCGUCAAACCCGAGGACUGGGAUGAAGAUGCUCCUGCUAAGAUUCCUGAUGAAGAUGCUGUGAAACCCGACGGCUGGUUGGACGAUGAGCCAGAGUACGUCAGUGACCCUGAUGCCCUCAAGCCAGAGGACUGGGAUGAGGAUAUGGAUGGCGAGUGGGAAGCACCUCAGAUCCCCAAUCCCGCCUGUGAAACGGCCCCCGGCUGCGGUCCAUGGGAGAGACCAAUGAUCGACAACCCCAACUACAAGGGCAAGUGGAAGCCACCAAUGAUUGACAACCCUAAUUAUCAGGGAGUGUGGAAGCCCAGGAAGAUCCCCAACCCAGACUUCUUUGAGGACCUGCACCCAUUCCGUAUGACUCCAUUCAGCGCCGUUGGUCUGGAGCUCUGGUCCAUGUCCUCGGAUAUCUUCUUUGACAACUUCUUCAUCACCUCUGAUCGUAAUGUGGCCGAGCGAUGGGCGGCUGAUGGCUGGGGUCUGAAGAAAGCAGCUGAGGGAGCCGCUGAGCCCGGUCUGGUGAAUCAGAUGAUAACAGCUGCUGAAGAGAGACCCUGGCUCUGGAUCGUCUACGUCCUGACUGUGGCUCUGCCUCUGGUGCUCAUCAUUGUCUUCUGCUGCACUGGAAAGAAGAGCUCAGCUCCCACAUCUGCUGCUGAGUACAAGAAGACAGAUGAACCGCAACCAGAUGUGAAGGAGGAAGCUGAGGAUGAGGAAGAUAAGGAAGAAGAAACAGAAACAAAGAAGAGUGAAGAAGAGGACUCCACAGGAGAAGCAGAGGAGGCCGCAGGGAGCGACAAUAAAGACGACAACUCAUCUAAUGAGAAAUCAGAGGACGACAUUCUGAGAAGGUCUCCCAGAAACAGGAAAUCAAGAAAGGACUAAUGGACUUCCUAAACCUGCUGAAAGUGCAAAAGUUUCUUUCCUCAUGCAUAUCCCAACAUCCCUCUCCUCCUGCUCCAUCUUUCUUCCCCUUACUCCCACAUUCCCUCCUUCCCCGUACUACUACUUCAUCCUUUCCGCCGUGAUGACGGUCAGAGCGAAACGGUGCGGUCCACCAAUCGACCAGCAGCUGAACGAACACCUCUUCAAGUGGCCUCGAGGAUGUUGAUGGUUACCACGGUGAUGAUGGCUCUCAAAUAGAAUAGAAACUUUCUCCGUAACUAAAAAGGAAACGCAAUCUUUGUUACCAUUCCUGAACUGUGAAUCUGACGAUUGCGUAAAAAUCCCGUUCCUACUCUCAGCUGUCUCACACAUACACACUUCCAGACAGUGUUCCUGAACCCUAAUUACAUGACCACACUAUGGCACACUUGGUAUUGUAAGGUUUACAGGCCAACAGCUUUAUUCCUUUGUUAUAGAAUUACUCAAGAAGCCAUAGGCAAUAGGAGAUUGAUUGGAUAUAUUCAUUAUAAACUAUACAAUUUGCCACUCGAUCGCUUGGAUAUACAGCUAGGUUUUAACGUAUAAAUGAGAUGUUUUCAUUAUUUUCUAAUAUGUGAGGUUCAUCAUUUUGUCAUGGCGUAGACUGGGCGUCCAGUAAAAGGCCAAACCAUGACCUUAAUGCAGCCAGAUGUGGUGCACGUGCUCAGUAAGGUAUCCAGGGAGAAUGCCAGUUAGAUUCGUAGGUUCUAGUGUACUGCCUUACUUGUAGGACAAGAUUUGCUAAUUUUUUUUUCUGUGAAUGUACUGUGAGUUUCGUCUGUUUUGUUUUUGUUUUUUUUCUUCAUUUGUUUUUGCUAUUCAAAUGGACUUUUUACUAAAUCAUGGAUUGCUGUACAAAUGUGUUUUCUGGUCUUGAACUGAUGUAGAUUCUAACCUGUUCAGCCCAAUAACAGGACGAUUGACCGUUUUUACUUGGAAACUUUUACUAUCUUGCCCUGAUUUAUUUGUCUGAUUGUAACUGUUGAAUCUUUUCUCGCUGUGAUGUCAUAUCCUGUACAGCCAAUAUUAGCAGCAGCAGCAGCAGCUUCGCAUUUCAUUGAACCAAUUAUGUUCACACCACAUUAGAACGAGGACUAAGUGACAGUUUAAUGUAAGGCAUUUCCAAUUCAAAUGUUUGAGGGUGAAUCUCAUGUCAUGUUUCAACCUGAAGGCAAAAGAAAAAAAAAGUCAGUUUUUCCCCUAUUUUAAGACAGUGAACGUAGAACCAGAUGUUGCAUUGCUGUAAUACGUUUCGUAUUUUUUUAUUGUAAUGGCAGUACAACAAAUACCAUUAUGUAUAAAUACUUUAUAAGUAAAUUUUGUGAAAUAUAUGGUUAUCCUUUGCAUUUUUGGUGUGAAAUGUGACAUGGACAUUUAAUGAGAUUCACCUUUUGAAAACUCUGUUUUCUAGUAAGUGUCACUCAAAGAGAAAACAUGGAAAGACAAGAGAACAAGGUCCUGGGUGUAAAGCAAGCUGUUGAAGUCAUUUCCUCAACCAUUUUAUGCUGACUCCGCUCCUAAAUACUUGACCCCAAAGAUAUGAAAAAGGCACUAUUAGGGGCUUACCCUGAUUUAAGGUAAACUAGCGUAUGUAGUUCUGCUAGUAUUCUUGAAGUUACUUCUUUAUACUCUCAAUAUGGCAAACCGGCCUCAUCUGUUCCUAAUCCAUCGAAGCAGUUUGGUGAGAUGCCGUAAUGUGAGCUCUACCCCAAGACUAAUGAAGAGUUGGCACUUUCAAAGGUAACUGAGAAAAUCAAAUCACACAUAUAGGCCAAUAUCUGCUGCUCUGCUCCUAAUAUUUCAUUUUGCUGCCUCUGAUGGGCACGGUCUCCAACUGUAAAUGUCCUGUCUGUACACCUGUGUUUUGGGCUGUUUUUGUCUUUUUUUUUUCUUUGUCUUUUGGAUUAACAUUAUUUCACAAAUGUAGGUAAUUAAUAGUGUGAUUGGAUAGAAGGAUGGAAAAGCAACGGAUUGAGUGAUUUACUGGCAUCGUUGUUGUGAAAUUGAGAUCGUGAGUCUGGGUGAUGAUUCUGGUCUUGCUGGGACGGUUUGGGAAAAAUCCAUCAUGUUACUCACAGACUAAAAUAAAAUAAUGAUUUGAUGAACGAGA